AUGGCUGCACUGAGCAACGCGCAAAAGGAGAAGCUCAAAGUUAGUUCGAAACGCUCCCGCUUCUAUGACAGCUCGGCUCCCGGUACAAUUGCCCAACGAGCGCAAGCUCGCAGUAACUUCCAGGAAUAUUGCAAGAGUGUCUACGGGAUCGAAAAGGAGCCUGAGAUGUACAGUCGUGAGACCCUCAUCGACCACGUCUGCGGCUUCCUGGAGUGCAUGGCGACGGUCUCGGAAGGAGUACUCCAUGACAAGGUCAAGGCAAGUUUCAUCCAAAUCCCCAUGGUGGGUACAUUGUAUAUGUACAAGUAUUCGCUUCGGUUCUGGGUUGAUCGAUACACGCUCGACUUCGAAUCGAUUCAGACGGAAUACUAUUGCCGAGUAUUAAGGCAUAUCCACAUGGUAGCCGUGGAGCAAGACUUGCCAACAGGAAUCAGGGAGAAGAACGAGCUAGGCGAGUUCGAGCUCGGAUUGAUGUACAUGGAGGCCAUGGCUCUUCAGGAGGGGGUCCUCCAGACAAAGCAACAUUACCUCGCGUGGGUUCUUGCCUAUAUUACCGGGGCCCGACCCGGCACUUUCACAGUUGGAACCGGCUAUCAUAAAGGCGCCCCGCUAGGUGGUACCAUGAGCCACACCAUGCCCACGCGCGCCGUUUCCCACACAUUACGCUGGGCUGACAUCAAGUUUGACAAGUUCGAACAGGAAUACUGCUGUAUCCUGACGUUCCGCUUUUUGAAAGGAAGCCACGACAAGUACAAAGAGGGUAACUUGGACGGGUCAAGGGAGUUCUUUUUCGCGCCGAAGCAAGAACGCCUACAUCUCGACCUUAGUGCGCUCUUAUUUGGUGAAGCUUAUACCCGAGGCUUGUUUGUCGACCCGUUGGACAUUCUCCUCAGCGACACGUCCCUUCAUUUCCCCACGAUCAGAUCGGAAGUGGCAACACAGGCUGUGUUCAUUGCGGGGAACAGGAAAUGUGAGCUUAUUCCCAGUCAAGAGAUGCGAUCCAGUGCACUCAACCGAAAGCUCCAAGAAUAUUGCUUUUCGGUCGGUAUUCUCUGCUAUGUGUCUAUGUAUUCGUUCAGAAGGCAGGCAGCUCAGGAAGCAAAGAGGAACCACUCUACCGAGGACGCUAUGGCGCUGCUCGACCACGCCCCAAACAACCCAAACACCAUGCGCCACUACGACCAGCACGGAUUUGACCGACGAGAUGCUCGUAAGUACAUGCUCUUUCCAGUUGUUCCUGCCUACUCACGAGAACCCUCUCGCAUACACAAGAUGUUUACUAAUCUUGCGGAACUGCAGUGGGUCAAGGUUUCAUCGUCAGGAUCACCAGUCAGGCCACUAAAAGCAGAGAUGUACGCUCGCGCACGCCAGAUUAUGAAAUUAGACCCACAAUACAAGGAACUCGAGGCCGGACUGCACGAUAUCCUGAUGAAAGCCCACACCAAGCUCCAAGAAUCCAAUCUCCUCUCGCCCGAUGAGGAGUACUGUAUCACGGACCGUAACAUCGGAAGGUAUAAGGCGCUGAUGAUGGGUAUCGAGGAGCCGGCAUUCAUGGAGAUUAGGAAAGAGCUGGACGAGCACUUGGCGCAGCGGAAAUCUGCUUGCGUGGCAGUUACAGAACACACCAAGGAAGAGCUUCGCAAGAGCAUCGAGGGUACGUCGGCGGAGAGGGAUAGGAUGGGGCAGUACGUGAACGAGAUGGACAUUAGAGUAGCAGAAGAUGACGAGUACGUGGAAGGCGAAGUACUCGAUGACAGAAGGGAUGAGUCUGAAGCCUGGAAGAGGUUCACCGAGGGUCAGAUGCUCAUCGCGGGCGCAGACGAUGACUUCGAGGGAAGCUUUGAAGACUGGAACACGUUUAUCAGAUGCUGGGUGGACAAGACCGACAAGCCCAUCUAUGGGACGGAUGACUUGCGAUGCUUUCGAUGCGCUGCUGACCCCACUAUCUCGCAAGCUGCGAAAGACGAGAUCUGGUUGAAGCGUCGCCUCCACUCUCACAUGAAGGGCAACACCCACUCCCGAAGAGAACAAGUCAAGCGCGCAUUCAAGAUAGAUCUCGCAAAUGCCAAAGGAGGAAGGGUCAUGUGCCCGUUAUGUCAGAAACCAACCCACAAGGACCAGAGAAGGUUCAUGGACCACGUUCAAGCAAUGCACAGCGAGCAACUGUGGGUCCCGGAUAGCCUGGAAGUGGAAGAGGAUUAG
Alternaria infectoria is the source of this 2202-nucleotide messenger RNA. RefSeq lists its product as uncharacterized. The transcript is spliced from 5 exons. The record is from RefSeq and is a predicted model, not a curated record. Lineage: Eukaryota; Fungi; Ascomycota; Dothideomycetes; Pleosporales; Pleosporaceae. Gene Ontology annotation, molecular function: DNA binding. Gene Ontology annotation, biological process: DNA recombination; DNA integration. Bases 1 to 2202 code for a protein of 733 amino acids.